Messenger RNA from Aplysia californica (California sea hare), 1868 nucleotides. RefSeq lists its product as uncharacterized. The transcript has 4 exons. The coding region runs from base 1 to 1041 and encodes 346 amino acids. Lineage: Eukaryota; Metazoa; Mollusca; Gastropoda; Aplysiida; Aplysiidae. The record is from RefSeq and is a predicted model, not a curated record.
AUGAAGGAAAAGUUUUGUGGAUCUCUCCUGUACACGAAGCUUGCAGACAUUCAAGGUAGCCUCAUCGCCCAGGUCAAGACUGUGAUAAACCAAGAUUUGAACCCUAAUCCUGCAGGCUCUUUGUCUCAAGCUUUGGUCAGUCUGAGCUCAUCACCGUUCAACAUCAGUGACCAGCAGCAGGUACCUGUGGCCAUGCUGCAAGUGGGGGAAAAUAUUAAUGACUCCCAGCUUCUACUGGGCCUUGCUGUAGGGUUGCCGCUCUUCGCGUUGCUGUUGCUGGCCGUUGCCAUGGCAACGUACUAUUACAGGGGAAAGCAGAAGGAACAGAAGAAGGUGUCUGGCAUGCCACAGGAGCUGGAGUUCCCUAGCUCCCUGAGCCCCAAAGACAUUGACGUUCGCAUGCUGCGUCCAGCCGUUCGCCACUCCCUGCGCUACUACGGGGAGGCCCCGGGGAUGUAUCACAAAGGGGAGGAACCCACCACAUCCCAUCAUCGCAGUUCAGCACCGGUGCUAACCGAGCACACGGACGCACAGAUGUAUGAACACAUAGACUCGCGCGGGAACGCACUCAGAUGCGCACGCCCGGAUGUACGGGGCGACAACUUCUUGGAAGAGUUAGAAGAUGCCAUCUACGCUAGGCCUAAUGUGUACAGAGCUCACGCACCAGUCGAUGAUGCUAGUCGUGAGUUAUCUUCUCCUCGCUGCUGUCUUUACACUUACUUGAACGUAUAUGUACAGUUAACGUUACGACUAUCUUUGCAUCAAUCUGUCUUUGAAACAACCUUUGUAUCUACUGCAUUGAUCUAUCUUUGCAACGGUCUUUCUAUGCAUUUAUCUUUCUUUGCUACUACUAUCUCUGCAACUGUCUCCUCAUCGAUUUUUCCAACGGUCUCUGAAACCAUCUUUCUCGUACCUACAUUCUCAACUGUUUUCACACAAUGCCGCAACCUUCUUUUUACCUUCAAAACUAUCAUGAGAACUAGGUUACUAACUCUUCUACUGUUUUCUACAACUAUCUUUACCACUGUCUUUGUCAUUUGACUAUCUUUAUAACUGUCUUUAUAACUUGACGAUCUUUGCAAAUAUCUGUGCAACUUGGCUUUCCUUGGGGUCAUCUUUGCAACUGUCAUUGUCAUGUCGCAGUCUUUGCAGCUUGGCUGUUUCUAUAACUUAGUAUUCAAUCAAUUAAACAAUUUCAUUAUCUUUGAAGCUAUAUUUAGUACUUGCACAUGGCCAUCUUUACAACCAUCUUUGCGGUUUUGUUCAGCAGUGUCUUUAAUGCCAUGUUAACAUGUCUUUUCAACUAUCUUAAUUCUUUUUUUGUAGCUGUCUCUAUAUCUUGACAACCUUCUCUUCUACCUUUACAAUUGACAUCUUUGUAACUAUAUUUACUAUCUUUACAACAGUUACUGUCUAUAACAUAUCUUUGCAACUAUAGGCUGUCUAAAAAGGCGACCCAUUUAAAGUGCACGUUUCCUUCCAUUUCAACAAAACUUUGAAUAAUUAGAAUUCAGUCAACGGAACGUCACGCGUGUUAGUUUAAAGAACGUUGACGCAAAUGUUCGAGAGUAAUCAUGCUUUUAAAAUUUCAACCAAAACUGAAGGAAACGCAAAACUUAUCAACUUUUUAAGAAUCAACCUUUGUGUCUAUUUGUGCAUUAAAGAAUGGAUAUUGAAACUGUUAUGGCCAAACAUACCCAGGGAAGUGGUGGCUAUUUAUACUAUAUUAUUAUGCUCCAGGUGUUGACUGCUCGAAAUGUUUUACUUAAACUGUGGGAUGUUUCUGUGUCGAUUCUUUGGACCUUCUGUUCACAACUGAGUUUCAACUGUUCGAUUGUUUGCGGGGUGUUUCUAAAGACUUAAAAACA